Molecule: messenger RNA, 1132 nt
Organism: Scatophagus argus
Lineage: Eukaryota; Metazoa; Chordata; Actinopteri; Scatophagidae
Gene: drc9
Product: IQ motif containing G
Exons: 10
Coding region: 127-1077 (316 amino acids)
Biological process (GO): cilium organization
Cellular component (GO): motile cilium; cytoplasm
Molecular function (GO): protein binding
Source: RefSeq, a predicted model, not a curated record
AAAAGAUACCCCGGUGUGUUACCAUAGUUACGCGUAAACUUUCACACUUCCUGCUAGGAAUAACUAGCUCUGUUGUCUUUGUCGUUGUCAUUUACCCGAAAUUAACGGUUACUGCAAGAACUGAAAAUGUCUUUAUCCCGGAUUCAAAGUCUCCGGCUGGCAGCUGUGCUAGAAGACUGUUCAGACCAGCUGGACAUACUGGAACAUACACUGAUAGUGCAGAUCAGCAGAGAGCGAGGACCUGCAGCAGCACAGGAGAAGGCCAGGCUGACCAAGCUGAGAGAAGACUGUCACUACAUCUCACAUCAGGUAUCCAUGCUACAUUUGGAGCUGGAGGAGAAGCAGAGUUUCAGUUCUUUGCAGCAGGUGGUGGAGGACGAGGAACAGAAGAAGAAGGCUGAGAAAAUGAGAAGAGAGGCAACGAGAGAGCUGGAGCAGAGAAAACAAAAUGUACAGAGGCAACAAGAGGAGUUCAAACAGAAAACUGAGAAACUGCAGGACAUGGAUGAGCUUGUCAAAGACAUUAUGCAUCAGCUUAAUGAGCAGUCAUCAAAGAUUGUCAGCAAGAAGAGGAUUCUGGAGAAAAACAUUGAGCUUCAGCUCCUGCAAACACAAGAAGAGAGCAGACAGGCUAAGAAACUGCUUGAAGAUCAGCUGGAGGUGCUGCGCAAACAGCUGAAGGAGGAGUCAAGAGUCCAUGAGGAGUCAGAGAAAUUCCUGCAAAAUCGACACAAGGAGUUACAGCAGCAGCUGCAGCAGUGGCAGAAACGCACAAAGCAGAUGCUGCAGGAGAAGGAGCAGCAGCUCAACAGUGUAUGCUGUAAAAGAACAGUGAAUUUGGACAGACUGACGGAGAUGAGACGGAAGUUCAGGGAGAUGGAGCAGGUGGUGAUGGAGGACAGAGAGGAGCAGGAGAAACUGCACCAACAGCAGGCAGAGGCUAGAGCUGCUACCAAGCUGCAGGCCUGGUGGAGAGGCUGCAUGGUCCGCAGGGGUCUAGGUAGUUUUAAAAAAGCAGAGGAAGACAAGAAAGGCAAAAAGAAGAAGGAAGGAAAGAGGAAGAAGAAGAAGAAAUGAGCUGUCGAAAUAAUAUAUCUUAAUUAAUAACACUUAACAGUCAUGCAAUUCCUGA